GGGUUACAGAGGGGGAUGAAGGAAAGGUCUGACACGGAGAUUGAACGCAGGCUUAAAAAAAGAAAGAAAAAGAAGAAACCGAUGGACAGGUGGGGCAACCCAGAGAGUAGAGAUUAGCGUCAGCGCGGGGAUCAAUACUCCGUGUCAGGAGCACAGUGCACUCCAGGUAGCCACAGCACAGCACAACAGCAGUCAGCUCACAUUAGCACACAAGGAAAACCACAGCAUGGACGCGCCCCAGUCUGUCUCUCCCCCUCACGCCCACUUUCUCGCCCCCCCGUCUCUCACAGCCCGUAUUCGCAGGUACUCUGACGUCAUGUCUCUCCCCGACUCCUUCAUCCAGAAGCAGCAGCUGGACGCCUCCAUGGCCGACACCUUCCUGGAGCACCUCUGCCUGCUGGACAUCGACCAGGAGCCAAUCAUAGCCCGCAACACUAGCAUCAUCUGCACCAUCGGCCCAGCAUCUCGGGCGGUGCCUAAGCUGCAGGAGAUGGUGAAGGCCGGCAUGAACAUCGCUCGCCUCAACUUCUCCCACGGCUCACAUGAGUACCAUGGUGAAACGAUACGGAAUGUCCGUGAGGCUGUGGAGUCCUUAACCUCUGACCCCCUCUACUACCGACCUGUGGCCAUCGCCUUGGAUACCAAAGGCCCAGAGAUCCGUACAGGACUCGUGCGAGGGCGAGCAGAGGAGGAGGUAGAGCUGGUGCGGGGAGCAUCAGUUCGUGUGGUAACCACGGAAACGGACCGUGAUAAGACAAAUGGUUCCGUGAUCUGGGUAGACUACCCCAGUCUACCUUUAGUGAUCAAGAAGGGGGGCAGGAUCUAUAUCGACGAUGGGCUCAUCGCCCUCAAAGUACUGGAGAUAGGUGAGGACUGGGUGGAGACUCGUGUGGUGAAUGGCGGCACGCUGGGCAGCAGGAAGGGCGUGAACCUGCCGGGGGCGGAGCUGAUCAAGCUGCCGGCGGUGAGCGAGCGGGACCGGGCGGACCUGCGCUUCGGCGUGGAGCAGGGCGUGGACAUGGUGUACGCCUCCUUCAUCCGCUCCGCCCAAGACGUGCGCGCCGUGCGAGAUGCCCUCGGCCCCGACGGCAAAAAAAUCAAGAUCAUCAGCAAGGUGGAGAAUCGCCAGGGAGUACAGAAUUUUCAGGAGAUUUUGAAGGAGUCUGAUGGGGUGAUGGUUGCCCGUGGCGACCUUGGCAUUGAGAUUCCUGCAGAGAAAGUCUUCAUCGCCCAGAAGAUGAUGAUCGGACGCUGCAACUCGGGAGGGAAACCUGUCAUCUGUGCUACACAGAUGUUGGAGAGUAUGGUGUCCCACGCGAGGCCCACGCGUGCAGAGAGCAGUGACGUGGCCAACGCCGUGCUGGACGGAGCCGACUGUGUCAUGCUGUCCGGGGAGACCGCCAAGGGACACUUCCCAGUCGAAGCUGUGGCCAUGAUGCACUCGAUCUGCCGCGAGGCAGAGGCGGCCAUCUUCCACCAGCAGCUGUUUGAGGAGCUGCGCCGUUUGACCCCUCUGACCUCUGACCCCACUGAGGUGACGGCCAUCGGUGCUGUGGAGUCCUCCUUCAAGUGCUGCGCUGGAGCCAUCGUCGUCCUCACCACCACCGGCAGGUCUGCUCAGUUGCUGUCCCGGUACCGUCCGCGGUGCCCGAUCAUCGCCGUGACGCGUAACUCCCAGGUUGCCCGGCAGUCUCAGCUGCUGAGGGGGGUGUUCCCCGCCCUCUUCCACCCCCCACCCUCCCCCGUGUGGGCCGACGAUGUCGACGUGCGCGUCACAUUCGGCAUGGACAUAGGUAAAGCACGUGGCUUUUUUAAGCCGGGGGACAUGGUGAUUGUGGUGACCGGCUGGAGCGCCGGAUCUGGACACACCAACAUCAUGCGUGCAGUCACCGUGUAGUGACCUGACCGGGACCCUAACUGAGCCCUGACUAACCUGACCAAGACCUCAGUGAGACCUGACCGAGACUUUACUGAGACAUGACUGUAACCUGACUGAGACUUCAGUGGAAGAUGAUGGAGACCUGACUGAGACUUCACUGAGACAUGACUGAGAUCGGGUUCGAGACUUGAAUGAGAUAUGACAGAGACCUGACUGAGACAUCAAUGUGACAUGACGGAGAUUGGGUCGAGACUUGAAUGAGAUAUGACAGAGACCUGACUGAGACAUCACUGAGACAUGACGGAGAUCUGACUGACAACAAUCUAAUCACGAAACCCCCUGACUACACACUCGCAGCCAUGAGGGAAACGACUCACACGUCAGCCAAUAGGAAGAAGCCUGCUGUGUGACUGCGUACACAAAAUGGUUCACUGCUUAACUAUCUGCUCAUUAGCCUAUUGUUUACUGCCAUGCAUAAAUAAACAAACACAUUUCUUAGCA
This is a messenger RNA of Clupea harengus (Atlantic herring), 2380 nucleotides long. It is a transcript of the gene pklr, whose product is annotated as pyruvate kinase L/R. The record is from RefSeq and is a predicted model, not a curated record. NCBI's taxonomy places the organism in Eukaryota, Metazoa, Chordata, Actinopteri, Clupeiformes, Clupeidae. Gene Ontology annotation, molecular function: magnesium ion binding; pyruvate kinase activity; potassium ion binding. Gene Ontology annotation, biological process: glycolytic process.